GCUGCACUUGCUUGCUAACCUCCGUUGGAAAACAGGAACACAUUGUUAUUAUUGCCAUCUUUUUUCUGGGUUUCAUUUCUCUGUUUCAGCUUCUGGGUCCUCUUCAUUUUCCGAAUCAAUUUACCAGCUCAGCCAGGUUAUUUACUAUGGACUGGUGUUUUGGGAGCAGCACUGACGAAUUUGUUGUUCCAAUGGGGCAAGAAAUAUCUGAUAGGUUCCCUUCACCAGAAAGUUGGCCAAAAUGGGAAAUGAGUGAACCGGAAAGUUUUGAGUUUCUUCAUGAAUGCUUUGUUAUUGAUUCAAAAUUGACUCAGGAAGAACUCAACUUUCAUCUUGUUAAUGAAGUUGUGGUGGAAAGUUACACCAAUGAUAAAGAUCAGUCAAGUUCAGGGAUAGGGGAAGGAUUUUCAGAAGAGUCUCUUCAGCAAACUGCUCUUCUCCGCGACCAGCUGGAUUACCAGCUUGAUGGGCUUGCAGGAUUCGAACAUAUGGAUGACCUAUUCUUGAGUUCAUUAGUGGAAGAUACUCCUGGGACUGAAAAUCUUCACAAGUCAUUUUGCUUUGAGACUGAAUUGCUAAAUUGCAUGGUAGGAGAUGAUAUUAUCUUGACAGACUCAAUUUUAGAUGCAUAUAGCUUGGGAAGCUCUAAGUAUCUCAAAACACAUGCAUUUUCACCAUCAAUGGAUCCAGAGGGAGGCAAAAUUCCUGCUGCUCCACUGUUUAUUCCUUCCAAUUCAGAGCAAAAGAAUUGUCCAUUAUUAAAGGCACCGCUGAUCAAAGUCUCGGUCCCUUCUGAGCAUAAACAGAGGAGCAAGCAUGUGGAUGCGGAAACAUCUCCUGAAGAGUUUGUUUUACAGGAGCUAGCAACGGUGGUGGCACAGUUGACAGAUAACUCCCGAAUUUGCUUUCGCGAUGCCUUUUACCAUCUGGCCAGUAACUCAAGCCAACAUGUGAUGACACAGAACCGAAAUGUACUUUUCAUGGAAACGCCACCAUGGGCAGGCCAAGAAGACAAAAUGAGGCUUGGAGGAAAGAAACCAGUGGAAUUGGAAACCAACACCAUUGACAGAGCCCUUGCAAAUCCCAUGUUCAACAAGACUGAGUUCAAUGUUACAUAAUUUUCCCAUUCAUCAUUAGCAAGUUGUAAACAAGAAUGUCUCAGUGCAACCUGACCAUGCAACUACAGUUCAAAUCAACCGCAAAUCCAUAAUCUUCCUCACCAUCCAAUUUUCUCUAGUAAUGGCUGCUGGGGUUCCAAAUCCUCUGUCAAGGAUACCCGCAAAUGAGGGCAAUUCAAGAUCUACAUAUCAUGUGACGAUAUUUAUGAGAAAGUUGUGGGGAUGCUGGUUUUUAGAAUGAAACAAACUAUGUACUGGGUCAAUAAAAAAAUAAAUCUUGACAACUUUUCUGCAGUGUGUUUCAUUUUUUAAUGUUAUACUGAUGGGUAUACAUACAUGCUGCCUAGGUUAGAGGACUUGCUGCCUUCACUUGGCUCAAUUUUGAAAGAUACCCAAAACCACUUUAUUAUUAUUUCUCUAUGUAAUUGAAAAUCUAGCUUUGCUGAUCACUGCUUCUGAGACCAAAUAAUUAAUUAUGAGAUAGACUGGUGUUUCACUGCU
Molecule: messenger RNA, 1619 nt
Organism: Manihot esculenta (cassava)
Lineage: Eukaryota; Viridiplantae; Streptophyta; Magnoliopsida; Malpighiales; Euphorbiaceae
Product: protein LNK3
Exons: 6
Coding region: 147-1118 (323 amino acids)
Biological process (GO): regulation of DNA-templated transcription; circadian rhythm
Source: RefSeq, a predicted model, not a curated record